Messenger RNA from Durusdinium trenchii, 1020 nucleotides. The record is from the annotation of a GenBank genome assembly. Lineage: Eukaryota; Dinophyceae; Suessiales; Symbiodiniaceae.
AUGGGCCAGGAAGGCAGAACUAUUGGAGGUCGCUUCCUACUGACGAAGAUGCUUGGAGCUGGAUCCUUUGGUCAGAUUUACAUCGCGAAAGAUACAAAAAAUUGCGACCGUGAGGUUGCCCUGAAGCUUGAGGUGAAGGAUACAAAGAAUCCUCAACUGAUUUAUGAAGCCAAACUCUUGAAGCUCCUGCAGGGUUCCCCUGGGGUUGCCGAGGUCUACUACUUUGGAGUAGAAACCGAUUAUGCAGUGAUGGCUAUGGAACUCAUGGGCCCUUCCUUGGAGGAUGUUUUCAACCUUUGCCGCCGGAAGUUGUCCUUGAAGUCCACACUGAUGCUGGCAGACCAGCUUCUCCUACGGAUCGAGUACUUUCACAGCCGCCACUACAUUCACCGUGACAUUAAGCCAGACAAUUUUCUCAUAGGUCGUGGACAAAGGUCGAACAUUGUGUACAUUAUCGACUUCGGCCUUGCCAAAAAGUACAGAAACCCAGAUACCCUUGUACACGGACCUUACCGAGAAAAUAAGAACCUCACAGGUACAGCACGCUAUGCUUCGCUGAAUGCCCAUUUGGGCCUUGAGCAAAGCCGCAGAGAUGAUCUUGAGGCGAUUGGCUUUGUGUUAGUCUAUUUCUUGAAAGGUUCAUUGCCUUGGCAGGGCAUCAAGGCGGAUGGCAAGGUUGACAAGUACACCGCCAUUAUGGAAAAGAAGUUAAGCAUGACCUUUGCCGAACUUUGUCAAGGAAUGCCCGAGGAGUUUGCGGCCUAUCUCACGUAUACUCGCAACUUGGAGUUUGAUGAAGAGCCAGACUACCGAUAUUUGCGAUGGCUUUUCCAAAGUCUUUUCCAACGCGAAGGUUUUCAGAAUGAUGGCUGCUUUGACUGGAAUGUCGUGAAGCAUCGGCCAGAUGUGCAGGUCAGCGAGCUGAGAGAGGCUAGGCUCCGCCGUGAAGUUGUGGGAAGCCAGCGCACUGAUAGAGCCCCUGCUGAUGUGGUGCUUUCAGUUCGAUCUGGCUCACACUGA